CCGGCGGUAGUUACGAAACGACGACAUUUGUAGCAACUGGCGGAAUAUUUUCUCAGCAAGAUUUUAUCGAAAAAUGGAUACGUUAAGCUCAAAGAAGGCUCUGUACCUUCAUAGAAUAAAAAGUACUAAAACUAAGAUCGACUUCGCUGACAUCAGCACUUUUGACAUUGCUCCAACUCCCCCUAAGGAGCCAAAACCCGAAGCAAGAAAAUUGCACAGGCGUCACAGAAUCUGUGCUCAGAAAUUGAACACAUACGAGGCAAAAUAUGAAUCUACACAAGAAUCUGCGACACAUAUAUCCAGGACAGAACAUGAUAAUGGAAGUGUUUCUAGCGAUUUACUCGCAGCUAGAGAUCCAGCUUUUCCCUGGUAUUGUCCAACACCAAGAACAGGAAACACAUCUGUCAACAAGGAGGAAGAUGCUAUUUAUGAACAUGACAAUGUUGUGAAAACCACUUUCGAAGGUCAACGAAAAAACCCAUCUCUCAAUGAAGCAAUCAAUGCCAAUCCUAUAAGAUACCCAGCUCCUGGACCCAGAGAACAGUUGGCACCAAGUCCUUUUCCCGUCAACAAGAACAAACUGGCCCCUGUUGUGGACCCCAGAAAGAAUGUUGCAUCCAAACCACCCCGGAAAGGGCCUCGUCCGGUCAAGGCUAAACAUAUGCCCGUUUACAAAGAAACUGUAAAGACCACUGCCAUUGAUCAUCCGAUUAGAACUUCUCUGCCUAAACCGGUCAACAACCCUAACCCUAUAAGAUACCCAGCUCCUGGACCCAGAGAACAGUUGACACCAAGUCCUUUUCCCGUCAACAAGAACAAACUGGCCCCUUUGGUGGACCCUAGAAAAAAUACUGCUGUACCCAAAACUCCCCGUAAAGGGCCACGUCCGGUCAAAGCCAAGCACAUAUCUGUCUUCCAUGACAGUAAGUUUUGUUAUACUCUUAAAGAAUAUGUAGCCAUAUUUGUA
This is a messenger RNA of Mizuhopecten yessoensis (Yesso scallop), 967 nucleotides long. Its product is annotated as serine/arginine repetitive matrix protein 1-like. Lineage: Eukaryota; Metazoa; Mollusca; Bivalvia; Pectinida; Pectinidae. The record is from RefSeq and is a predicted model, not a curated record. The transcript is spliced from 6 exons. The annotation marks the transcript as partial.